AUGCAAGGCAGGCUGCCUCCUGCGUUAAUGAACCAAAGAAGCCAGCCUUGUUAUGCAAUCCGUGGACAGCCAGAGAUUUCAGGUCGGGCACAGGCCCUCGCGCGCGAGAAUCUUCACCGCAGGGUGAGGUUGGGCGCUCGCGAGGCAAGCGCCAGUUCACGCUUUGUCAUGAGUGGAUAUGUUGCCGAUGGGCAGCCUCCAGACCGUGUCGCAGAGCAAGAAACUGUGCGACAGGUCGAGCAACAGGAUCCAGUGGAUCCGGAAGAUUUGAUGCAAGCUGCAAGGCCUGCCUGUGCACGAAUUGACGGUUCAAACGCUACCAUGCCUGGCGCUCACAUCGAAACUGGCUUUGGCACAAUCGUUGGCGAAGCUGCAGAAGCUCAGAGUGGUAGGGACGAGGUCUCGGAAGAUAAUGAGGAGACAGUCUUGCGGAAGGUGGCAGUUCUUGGUUCGGGCACAGCAGCGGAGGUGCAGGAUGUGAAUUUAGUGGAGGGGGGUCCCACGACUGAGCAGCACACUGCCGCAGUGGGAGAAGAUGCCUCAGACGAGCAGCCCAGUUCUUCGGUGGUUGAUGCAGAAGUCCAUCAACCGUUCACUGAUGUGCCUGCUUCCAAAACGGCAGAAUGUAAUGUUGAGGUCCAAGGCAAGUGCACACUGCCCGAUGCAUUCGACGUCAUCCCUCCGGUGGAGUCGGAUCACGCCAGCGAGCAUGCCGAGCAGGCCGGGGCACCGCUGGAUAAAGGCAAGACCGACGACCUCAACUUUGCGCUCUCUCCGGAAGCAGACAUUGGUCAAAGCAAGAUUCUGGCUGGAGACGAGAGCGCAAUGCCGAGGUUUUCUCCGGUAACUGUAUGCGAGCAGCAAGGAGGGGACGCUCGAGGAUGCUUAGGCGCAGGAGCUGAGCCCUGCGAUAAAGGCAUCGUCGAACCCGAGGCCGAGCCUACCCUUGCGGUACCGAUGCUGACGAGGCAGUGCGAGCCGGACGAGUGGGCUCAAUGGGCUCACCAGCGAGAGGCUGCUGCGGGGCCUCCAGAGUUUUUGCCGCAUCUUCGGCGAUUAGCUGGACGAGUCUUCCUCCAUUAUGCCGGUGGCGAUUGCACAGCUCCUGGUGGCGUAGGCCUGAGCGGCACAAGGUUCCGCAGCUUCUUAAGGGAUUGCAGCAUCUUGAGUUCGGGUGACGGUGUCCCGGACACCGCGAGGACCCCGAGCUCCACGCCAGUCGAGUCGCAGAGACUCGACCGCCGAACGCCACCGGGACUUUUCAUGCGGCGCUCGUCGUCAGCCACCUCCCUGCGAACGGUGUCUUGGAAGGGAAGCAAGACUUUCUUGCAUUCGAACUUCUUUACACCUGGCUUUGGCGACAGCGCAGAAGCUGCUGCGACGGAACAUGGCAAGCUGCCACUCAGUCUCUGCCCAAGUCCCGUGAUGACGCGUGCAACGGCCGACCUUCUGUAUGUGCAGGCUUCGGGUCAACGAGAGGUGCACAUGACCAAAGAUGGCUGGUUCAGGGCCCUAGCCAGCGCUGCGCAGCAAUGUAUGGCUGCAGGCGUAGACGAGGAUGCGCCGUUGCAUCCUUGCACUUCAGCGGAGACGCUGAAUUGGUUCUGUGAGUGGGCUCUGGUCCCAUUGGCCGAAGCACUCGGCAUCAGUGAGCAGGACGUUCUGUUUGGGGCAGAAAUUCUGCGGCAGCCAGAGGUGUCCGCCUUGCUCCGAUCUGGCCAGCGAGGUCUGGACAUUGUAUUUGCGCGCUAUGCCCUUGCCGGCCCUGCGCCUCGAGAGCCGUAUAGGAAAGGGUACUGGAAUGCACAGUCGAUGCAGCGCUUUGCUGCAGAGUCAGACAUGUCAGCGGAACUCAGCCACCAGUGCUUGCAGCGAAUCUUCACCGGGUGUGUCCAGUACCAAACCAGCAUCCUUCGGGGAACGAAGGAGGGCAAGAU
Molecule: messenger RNA, 1937 nt
Organism: Symbiodinium necroappetens
Lineage: Eukaryota; Dinophyceae; Suessiales; Symbiodiniaceae
Source: the annotation of a GenBank genome assembly